AUUCCUGAUAUAUUUAUAGGAAUGGAGUCCUUCCCACCCGGAGAAAAUGUGCCCAUUAAGUCACUUCCAGAGUCAGAACCAAUGAAAACUCAUUACAUAGUCGUUGUUCUCGGAAGUCCGCGUGUUGGGAAGACUGCUAUUGUUCAACAAUUCUUGUACGAAACCUUUCCGACCGAUUACAAGGCCACCGUGGAAGAGUUCCACCGCAGCCAAUUUGACAUGGACCACUUUGUUUUAACGCUAGAUAUUCUUGAUACCAGUGGCAGCUACGAAUUUCCAGCAAUGAAAAGACUAGCUGUGAGUACUGGUGACGCCUUCGUUCUGGUGUAUUCCAUCGAUGACGCCGAAUCUUUUGAAGAGGUACGUCGAGAGCGAGAGCUUGUUCUCGAAACUCGGCCUCGAAACAUUCCUAUCGUUGUGGUUGGUAACAAAUGUGACCUAGAAGACCAUCGGAUGGUCGGGAAGGAGUUAGCCGAGAGUGUAGUGACAAUGGACUGGGAAAAUGGAUUCAUAGAAGCCUCUGCCAAGACAUCCACCAACGUUUUCGAAAUUUUCAACGAGUUAUUGGUGCAAGCACACGCUCCGGGAGAACUUUCGGCCUGUCUAGAGCGGAGACGACAGUCCGUUCCAGCCUUCAGCGUCACACCAAAAGUCAAGGAUGACUUGGCUUUGAAACGUCACAGUUGUGUGAUGUCGUGAAUUAAGCCCAGAACUCGAUGGUUCUCCUUCAGCGUCACACCAAAAGUCAAGGAUGAAACGUCAUGGUUGUGUGCUGUCGUGAAUUAACCCCAGAACUCGAUGGUUCUUCUCAUCCAAAACAGAUAUUGCGAAAACAAAUAUAUGAAUUAUUAUAAAACGUUAUUUGUUAAAUUAAACUAUACUUUGUUGAAAUAAA
Messenger RNA from Limulus polyphemus (Atlantic horseshoe crab), 895 nucleotides. RefSeq names its product ras-related protein O-Krev-like. Gene Ontology annotation, molecular function: GTP binding; GTPase activity. The coding region runs from base 22 to 699 and encodes 225 amino acids. The transcript has a single exon. NCBI's taxonomy places the organism in Eukaryota, Metazoa, Arthropoda, Merostomata, Xiphosura, Limulidae. The record is from RefSeq and is a predicted model, not a curated record.